This is a messenger RNA of Gigantopelta aegis, 2258 nucleotides long. Its product is annotated as multiple epidermal growth factor-like domains protein 10. The record is from RefSeq and is a predicted model, not a curated record. Gene Ontology annotation, molecular function: scavenger receptor activity. The transcript is spliced from 15 exons. Lineage: Eukaryota; Metazoa; Mollusca; Gastropoda; Neomphalida; Peltospiridae. Bases 188 to 2233 code for a protein of 681 amino acids.
GUUCGUAGAAACGGUGUUCAUGUCUACAGCUCAACAGAAGCAAAUCAAACGAAUACGAGCCACCUGUGUGGUGUGGCCACUAUAAGCAGUCCUGAUGUAACAACAAUUACAUGUGACAGUACGGCCAGAUACAUCACUCUCUACCAGAAUACAUCAAACAGUCAAUACAACCCACCAGGACAAUGGUAUGAUGGAUUUUUGUGAAGUAGAAGUCUACGUUUGUGAUCCUGGAACCUUUGGUGAGGACUGCAGCCAGUUUUGUCACUGUCGAGAUGGAUCAUGUAACUACACAACUGGAGAAUGUACAGGAGGAUGUAAGCCAAACUGGACUGGGUCAAAAUGUAAUGGUUGUGAUUCCAGUCACUACAGUGACUUAUGCAGAAAACAAUGUUCCAGUAGACACUGUGACGAAACAACAGGGAUAUCAUCAUGUGACGUAAGAGGACCAUGUGACAAUGGAUGUGACCCAGGGUGGAAGGGAACCGACUGUCUGCAAAAGUGUCCAGCCAGCCAAUAUGGGAAAGCCUGUAACAAAUCGUUUGUGAACCGGAAAUGUCUGAAUAGUUCCCGUUCCUGUGAUCACGUGACUGGGGAGUGUGUUCGCGGCUGUAAAAGAGGCUAUCAAUCUGUGGAUUGUACUGAAUUUUGUUCUGAUGGAACAUAUGGCUACAACUGUAGCGCGUCAUGUGAUAAUCGACACUGCAGUGGUAAUCAAGACUGUGACAGAUACUUUGGAGCCUGUACUCAGGGCUGCGUGAGUGGCUGGGAAUCGACAGACUGCACAUUUGAAUGCCGUGAUGGCACGUACGGUCCUGAGUGUAGAUUCACCUGUAGUGACAGACACUGUACAGUGGACAGCAAGUCAUGUGAUGCACAAACUGGAACUUGUCUUAAUGGUUGUCAGUCAGGAUGGAAGACAACAAGUUGUAUCGUAGCAUGUGACAGCGGUACAUACGGCCCAGACUGUCCGUUAUCGUGCUCACAGAGACAUUGUCAGGACGAAGCUGCCAGUUGCCACCAUGUUACUGGUUCCUGUGGAGGUCCAUGUAAGGGAGAUUGGAAGGGAAUAGACUGUACAGGUAGGUAUUCUGUAUUUGCAUACAGUAAUGCAAUUAACAAAUAUCUCCAAAACAUUUACAUUUGUUGUGAUUCCAGUCCCUCACGUUAUUUAUGCAGUAAACAAUGUUCCAGCAGACAUUGCGACGAAACAACCGAGGUGUCAUCAUGUGACGUCAGAUGGUCUUGUGACAGGGGAUGUCAACCAGGAUGGAAGGAGUGCCCAGAGGGUCAAUAUGGAAAAGCUUGUGGAAAUUCGUGUGUGAACCGCAACUGUCGGAAUAGUUCCAGUUCCUGUGACCACGUGGCUGGGGAGUGUGUCAGCGGUUGUAAGCGAGGCUAUCGACAUAUUGAUUGUACCAAAUUUUGUUCUGAUGGAACAUAUGGCUACAACUGCAACGCGUCAUGUGAUGAUCGACACUGCAGUGGUAAUCAAGACUGUGACAGAUUCUUUGGUGCCUGUACUCGGGGCUGCAUGAGUGGCUGGGAAUCGACAGACUGCACAGUUGAAUGCCGUGAUGGCACGUACGGUCCUGAGUGUAGAUUCAACUGUAGUGAAAGACACUGUAAAGGAGACAGCACGUCAUGUGAUGCACAAACUGGAACGUGUCUUAAUGGUUGUCAGUCCGGAUGGAAGACAACAAGUUGUAUCGUAGCAUGUGACACUGGUACAUAUGGCCCAGACUGUUGGUUAUCGUGCUCACAGAGACAUUGUCAGGACGAAGCUGCCAGCUGUAACCAUGUUACUGGCUCCUGUGGAGGUCCAUGUAAUGAUGAUUGGAAGGAAAUAGACUGUACAGGAUGUACAGGGGCAUAUGGCCCAGGAUGCAAUUCGUCAUGCAGCGCCAGACACUGUCUAGCUCAUAACGCGCCAUAUGACCACGUGACUGGAUCAUGUGAUGGACCAUGUAGUGCUGGUUGGCAAGGAGAUACGUGUACUGAAAAAUGUGACACUGGCAAAUACGGUGAUAACUGUGCCAUGUACUGUGCCGCCAGAAACUGCAGAGACGAUGAUGUCUGUCCUAUUGAAAACGGGCUGUGUGUCAGUGGAUGUAUCUCUGUAUUUCACGGAGUGGACUGCGUGCGAGCUGUCACUUCCAACACCAUUGCUGUUUCCGUUGUGGCGAGUGUUCUCUUUGUGUUGUUGGUUAUAGUGACGAGUCUUUUCAUCUGGUAAGUAGAUCAUAAUUUUACGUUUAUGU